Molecule: messenger RNA, 1745 nt
Organism: Pristis pectinata (smalltooth sawfish)
Lineage: Eukaryota; Metazoa; Chordata; Chondrichthyes; Rhinopristiformes; Pristidae
Gene: hoxb8a
Product: homeobox B8a
Exons: 2
Coding region: 380-1084 (234 amino acids)
Biological process (GO): regulation of transcription by RNA polymerase II
Cellular component (GO): nucleus
Molecular function (GO): RNA polymerase II transcription regulatory region sequence-specific DNA binding; DNA-binding transcription factor activity, RNA polymerase II-specific
Source: RefSeq, a predicted model, not a curated record
AUGAACAUGGUGGAAUAUAUUAAUCCGCAUAUUCCCCUCUCUAUCUUUCUCUCAUUCCCUCUCUCUCUCACCAUUCCCUUUUCACGCGGUGCAGUGUCCGUACGGAGUAAGCAAAGCCAAUAGGACGUGGUUGGGCUAAUAAAUGCAAAUUAUCAUGAAAAGAGACGGCAAAAUAUGAAACAACUCAUUUGGGCUGAAGUAAAUCACAGAAAACUGUUUAUGAGUGAACCUCUUCACGAAGAUGUGAUACCGGGAUGCUGUGUGUUGAGAUCAAUAAGAUGAAGGUUUAAUUUUCCUAGAAAAAAAAUCCUUGGUUUAUUUGUCUGUUUACCAAACACUAAGUUCCCUCCGUUCAGCAGAAAGAUCUAGUCCUUUCCAGAUGAGCUCCUACUUUGUGAAUUCGCUGUUUUCCAAGUAUAAAAGUGGGGACACUCUUCGUCCCAAUUAUUAUGACUGUGGGUUCAGCCAAGACCUGGGCACUAGAGCCACCGUGGUCUAUGGACCCGGCAGCGGUGGAAGCUUCCAACAUCCCAGUCAGAUCCAGGAUUUUUACCACCACGGCGCAGCCACCCUCUCCACCUCCGCGUAUCAACAGAAUCCAUGUGCGGUGACGUGUCACGGGGAUCCCGGCAGUUUCUACGGCUACGAUGCCUUGCAAAGGCAGCCAAUUUUCGCCGCCCAACAAGAGGCCGAGCUGGUCCAAUACCCCGACUGUAAGUCGACGGCGAACAGCCUAGGAGAAGAAGCAGAGAAUUCAGAACAGAGUUCAUCUCCGACACAGCUCUUCCCGUGGAUGAGACCGCAAGUAGCUGCAGGACGGCGCAGGGGGAGACAAACAUACAGUCGCUAUCAGACACUAGAACUUGAGAAAGAGUUUUUGUUCAAUCCAUAUCUGACUCGCAAACGGCGGAUCGAAGUGUCGCACGCCCUGGGACUAACCGAGAGGCAGGUCAAAAUUUGGUUCCAGAACAGAAGAAUGAAAUGGAAAAAGGAAAAUAACAAAGAUAAGUUUCCCAGUAGUAAGUCUGAAAUAGAGGAGAGUCCGAAGGAGAAAGACGGAAAAGAAGAUGAAGAAAAUGAUUAACAAAAUAAUAAGUUGACAAAACAAGGAGGGGGAAUUGAUAGGAUAAGGUAGUCAAAUUUUAAGCAGUGCGGGUGUGAGAUGCAGAACAAAUGUUACUGAUUACUGUAUGAUACAAAACAUUGUACGGAAAUGUAUGAAGGUGUAGACUAGAAGGACAAUUUCAACUUUCUACCAGACAUUUACAUGUCAUUGUGUAACAUUCUAGCUAUUUAUGUGAGUUCCUGUAAAGUAUUUAACGUGAAGUUCAUAGGACAAUGUGCUAGUUUGUGUGUUGAAAUACCAUUGUAGUAUAUUUAAGCCGUGUGCACUACAUCAGCUAAUGACUAUUAGCUUAAAAAUCCCGACAACAUGAAGCUGCCUAUUUAAGCUUUAGCUGAUUAGAUUGUGUUAUUGUUUACGGCUUUGGUGUAUUUAUAAAAUUGUUUUCUUCAAGUUGGCAUGUGCAUAAGCAAAGUCUUUUUUUUAAAGAAACAAGGAGAAAAUAUUCCUCCAGUUUUAUCAGUGAGAAAAUCUACUGUAAACGCGAACUGCAUUUAUUGGGGGAGGUGCGGCGAGGGGGUUGGGGUUGUUGGACCGGUGAUGCAUUAUUGUUAUACACAAAAUUGGACCAUUGUUUGAACAUGCAAGCGGCGGAAAGGGGCGCAAUAAACUUUACCAGCAA